UGGAGGUGGCCAGGGGGUCCUGCCCCCACUCAUGCCAUGAGCACAGCCCCAUGGUGGGGCCUGCCCAUGCACCAGUGCCCAGACACACUCCCUGGGGGAGCCCCAGCCCCUCCCGUGCUCCCUGCAGGAGAGGAGGCAGAGAGGCCAAGCCAUUCCUUUACAGGGGAAAGGGGAGGAGAGUUAGUGGGAGGUGUUGGGGGGGGCUGAGGCCUUUGCCCAUAGGGAGAUGGAGAAGGCCGCAGGGUAGAGACAUCUUCAGAGGGUUUAGGCAGCUCCCGUUAAGUAUCCAGCAGCCCCAGCCCCAGAAGUGAGAAAUACGUGGGAACUCAGAGAUCGUUUCCAACUGGCCACAAGGGGACGCCGUUGCCUCCCACUAAUUCAUCUGAGCAUCUUUAACUCCCGCGAGGCCCUUGUGCCAGAGCCUGUGGGCGCCGCCCCCUGAUGUCUGGCUACGUUGGGAUGCGGAUCGGGGGUGGCGUAGAUGCUCUGCCGGGGGCCUGGCCCUGGCUCGUCAGCAUCCAGAUCCCCACCCGAAUGGGCCCCCGGCAUUCAUGUGGUGGGUCCCUCAUCAGCACUCGCUGGGUCCUCACAGCAGCUCACUGCUUCAAAGCCAAGAGAAGGGUCCUGGCUCGGUGGAGGAUUGUGAUUGGCAUCUCAGAGCUCUCCCACCUGUCAGACUUAGUGCAGAUCCGCUCAGUGCACAGGGCCGUGCUGCACCAGGAGUACAAUCCACGCAAGGAGACAAAUGACAUCGCCCUCAUCCAGCUUGACCGCCCUGUGACCUUUGAUGACCUCACACAGCCGGCCUGCCUGCCCAGCGCACUCAUGGCUGUCACCACCUUCUCCCCCUGCUACAUCAGCGGUUGGGGCACCACCACCCAGAACACCGUGCAGACAGCCGACAUCUUGCAGGAGGCCAAGGUGCAGCUCAUUGACAUCACAACAUGCAACAGCAGCCGCUGGUACAAUGGGGCCAUCGCCAGCAACAACCUGUGUGCAGGGUACGAGCAAGGAGGCGUCGACAGCUGCCAGGGGGACAGUGGGGGACCCUUAAUGUGCAAAGAUGAGGUCACAUCCCGGUAUUACGUGAUUGGCAUCACCAGCUGGGGCCAAGACUGUGCUCAGGCCUACAAGCUGGGCCUAUACACCUCUACCCAGCCCUUUCUGGAGUGGAUCCUGGCGAACACUGGGUUCCUGGAGCCCGAGGAGAAGACGACACCUGAGGAGAUACUGCCACCACAGAUCGUGCCCCUCCAGUCUCCUGCUGCUGCCACCAAACUCGCACCUGUCCUUCUCCCUGUCCUGCAAGAGCCAGUUGCCCCACUGGAGCCAUCCUACAUACCUCCAGAGCCACCCUACAUACCCCCUGAGCCUGUCGCCCCCCUGGAGCCACCCUACAUAUCUCCAGAGCCACCCUACAUACCCCCCGAGCCAGUCGUCCCCCUGGAGCCACCCUACAUAUCUCCAGAGCCACCCUACAUACCCCCCGAGCCUGUUGCCCCCCUGGAGCCACCCUACAUAUCUCCAGAGCCACCCUACAUCCCCCCCGAGCCAGUCGUCCCCCUGGAGCCACCUUACAUACCUCCUGAACCACCCUACGAACCCCCAGAGACACCCUACAUCUCCCCAAAGCCAGCCAUUCUCCCAGAACCAGUGAGCCCACACAGACCAUUCCUCACCCACAAAGCCAUUUAUACCCCACAAAUUAAUCUCCCCAAAGCCAGUUAUCCCCGCAGACCAGUAAUUGUUCUGAAACUACUGAUCCCCUCAAAGAUCUACACCCACACCCGUCACAAAGAGAGCAGCCCCUCCCCACCAGCUGUCUCGGCCCUGUCUGCACCCCAGAGGCCUGGAACCGCCUAGGACUUUAAGAAUGACUGAGACAAACUGGGAAGAAGAGUCUUGACUCCACCUCUGGGGGAAUGUAGUGGCUGGAGGGGACCAGCAGUGCCUGUGCCCUGAGGGACAGUGCAUUACAUGUGUUGAAUUUCCCUCUGGCUGCCCUUCUGGUCUGUUUAG
This is a messenger RNA of Mauremys reevesii (Reeves's turtle), 2019 nucleotides long. RefSeq names its product acrosin-like. The transcript has 5 exons. The record is from RefSeq and is a predicted model, not a curated record. The coding region runs from base 442 to 1863 and encodes 473 amino acids. Gene Ontology annotation, molecular function: serine-type endopeptidase activity. Gene Ontology annotation, biological process: acrosome reaction; proteolysis. Lineage: Eukaryota; Metazoa; Chordata; Testudines; Geoemydidae.